AUGUCAAGUUUGAAAUAUUUAUGGCCAUCUACAGCAUUUGUUUUAGGUAAUUCAAUGGGAUUUAAUACAUCAAAUGGGAAUACAUUUAAUUCAUCGAAUACUUCAUCAUUUUCUUCGUCUUCUUCUUCUUCAUCAUCAUCAUCAUCGUCAUCUUCGUCAUCAUUUUCAUCUGAGGUAUCACAACAUUUUAUUAGUUCAAUGAAUUCUAUUACUUCGAAUGAAUUAAUACAUUCUAUAGCUAAUUCAUCAAUGACACCAGAGAUUGUUCAAAAUUUAAAUGAUUUGAAUACUUUAAAUCAUGAUCAUCUUAAUCAAAAUGAUAGAUUUCAUCAAAUGAAUUCUUAUUCACAUAAUGAUAUUAAUAAUAAUAAUGACAAUAAUAGUAAUAUUAGUGAUAAUAAUAGUUUUACACACACACAUGAACUUCCAGAUCAACAACGACAUCUUAAAAUGGAAGAACGUGGUUCUUCCAUACUGAAUAAAAGUACUACUGUUAAUACUUCUAAUACUGGUAAUGCAACAUUAGGACGUUCUUGGUCAUGUAUAGACAAUAACGAUGAUAAUAAUCAUACAUCUUUUAUGCCUAUAACUUGCAGUCAUAGUUAUGAUGUUUCAAAGUGUCAAUGUGUUAAUGUAGUUGCUGCAGCAGCUGCUGCUAGUUAUGCACGUUCUUGUUUAUACCAUGGUGUUGCUAUGGCUGCGGCGUCAUAUAAUAAUUUCGAUCCUUGUACAAGAACAAUAACUACAACUAGUUUAACGAAUUCACUUAGUACAUUGAAUAGUUCUACUAAUAUAUCAAAUAUGAACUCAUUAUAUCCAAAAUCAUUUUGUAUUUCAACAUCAUUAUCCUCAUCAUCAUCUUCAACAUUACCAUCUUCAUUAAUGCCAGCCUAUCAUUCAAUUCAAAAUUCACGUGAUUAUCAUCAUCAAAAUCAUCAUUCAUUUUCAUUUCCUGUAAUGCAACAAACAAAUUCAAUGUUUUUACAACCUCCGCCACCACCACCAUCUUGUCAACAAUCAACCAUGUUUGAUUUUAAUGCAUUAAAUCCAUAUCCUUACUCAAAUUAUCAUCAACAUAUUGGGAAUUCAAAUUCAAAUGUAGUGUUGGCUGCAGCAGCUGCACAUAAACAUGUGCAAUACUUUCAGGGUAUUUACUCACGUACUAAAUCGAAUAAAGCUAAAGGACAUGGUGGAAUAAAUCAACUUGGAGGUGUUUUUGUCAAUGGACGUCCAUUACCAAAUCAAGUUAGACAACAAAUAGUUCAACUGGCCAAUCAAAACGUACGACCUUGUGAUAUUAGUAGACAAUUAAGAGUUUCACAUGGUUGUGUUAGCAAAAUUUUAGGACGGUAUUAUGAAACUGGAAGUAUACGGCCUGGAGUUAUUGGUGGCUCAAAGCCAAAAGUUGCUACGGCUUCCGUUGUUGAAGCUAUUUGCAAAUAUAAAGAAGAUAAUCCAACUAUGUUUGCAUGGGAAAUACGUGAUCGUCUAUUAAAGGAUCAAAUAUGUACAGUAGAAAAUGUACCAUCUGUAUCAUCAAUUAAUCGUAUUGUUAGAAAUAAGGAUAAUCAAACUACAAUGGAACCACAUAAUGUAUUAUCUAGAAAACGUGGUCAUCGUCAAAUUCAUAAUAAUUCACCAACAAAUAAAACUCAAUUAAGUCAAGAUUCAAAUUAUCAUGAUUCACCUGCAACAACACCUUUAAGUCUUCAAACUGAUUCUUCACCAAAAUCGAUUAAACUAUGUGAUUUUGGACAAGAAAAUUAUUUAAAUCAUAGUCCAAUAACAUUGCCAGUUGUUAGAGGCAGAUCAACAUCAUCAACAGGAACUCUAAUAAUAACAACAACAACAACACCAGCAACAACAAAAUCCAAUACAUCAGCUCAUUCAAUAAGAUCAUCAUUUAAACAAUUAAUGUUUACAGAUAAAACAACUUCGAAUCUUCUAAACUCUGACAUAAAACGUUUUCAUCAUUCUUCGACAAUGUCUAAUGGUUCAAUCAAUGGAAGGAUUUAUGACAAUACUAAUUAUCCAGAAGUUUCUUAUUCAUUUCCUAAUAAUGAUAAUAUGAAUAACACCCCUAAUUCUUUACAAUAUUCUCAAUUUACACCCUAUUUGAAUCGAAAUUAUGAUGAAACUAUUGAACAUUUAAAUCAAGCGGCAAAUUCAAACUUAUCCAAUGUGACCUCGUCAGAAUUCGGUGAACCUUUUAAAAAUCAAUUAAAUCAUUUAAAUUUUAGACUCAUUGAAGGAAAACCAAAUGAAGGAAUAGAUGAAAUAGAAGAUAGAAAUUAUUUAACUACUUUUAAUAAAACUAUGAUUACUACUAAUACUACUAAUGAUGAUGAUAAAAGUAGUACAUUACCAAAUGAUAUAUCUAAUAAAUUAAAUAUGAGUUUUAUGAAUGAUGAAAGAUCAUUACAUAAUUAUCAUAUAAAUGAUGAAUAUAUUCAACGUUCCAUGUAUAAUCGAUUACCAUCCACAGAUAAUGAGGAGUUAUCAAUGAUUAGAAAUUCAUAUUUAUAUCCUUCAUUAAUGAAUAUAAAUAAUACUAAUGAUUAUAAUACUACUAAUAAUGAUAAUAAUAGUAGUAUUAGUAGUAUUAAUAGUAGUACCACAAAUUAUUUAGUACAUAAAUCUAUAAGUAAACAACCUUUAUCAAAUAUAAAUACAUUGGGGGAUUUAACAUGUUUCAAUAAUAACUCUAAUCAUAUUGGUUUAUCAACUGAUUAUAGUAUAACUGGAUUAUUAGGUUUAACAAUGGCGGCAUCAAAUGGUUUUAAUACAUUAUAUGGAAAUGGUUAUACAUUGAAUGGGAAGAAUAAGAACUUAAAUUUAUUGAUUAAUGAUACACUUGAAAAUUUUCAUCUCCAACAACAAGAAGAAGAAGAAAGUGAACAACAAGGUCAUUUAAAUUUUCAUUUAACACAUCAACAAAAUACAACUUCACAACAUCCAUCAUCCCUUUCACACCUUCAGCAUCAGCAUCAUCCUCAUCAUGAUCAUCAUCUUCAUCAUCGUGCUAAUAAUCAUAUAGAUGAUCUAGAGAAGCAUUCUGACUAUGUACAACAACAUCAGAAUUUUCUUUCAUAUAAAUUAUCUCAGACUUUGAAUGUACAUAAUGGAAGUGAAAAUCAAAUUGAUGAAAAGAAUCAACUAGAUAUCACAGAGUGUUCAACAUUUAGACCAGAAAUUUUCAAAAAUUAUGAUCGAUUGAUAAUGAAUAAUAAUAAUAAUACAUCACAUAGAAAUGAUAUGAAUGAAAUAGUAGAAACAUUAUCCAUUUCAACAUCAGCAUCGGUAUCGUCAUCAUCGUCGUCUACUUCAAUACCGAUAAUAACGACAACAGUAGUAGAGAAAACAACUACAGUAAUGACAGAUGUAAUAUCACAACCACAAUUGUCUACAUCGUCAUCAUCAUCAUCAUCAUCAUCAUCAUCGUUGAAAUUAAUCUCAAGUACACCAAUUCAUAAAAACAAAUUGUUAGGAAAAGAGCACUUCAGUAUGCAUCGUAAAAGUAGAUUACAGAAUUUUGAUAUGAAAUGUACAGAUACUACAAAGUUAAUAACAAAUUGUUCUUCAAUACCUACAGUAGAUCAUGAUUCAUCAACAAUAAUGAAGAACUCUAUUGAACAUAUUGACAAUUCUACAAUAAAUGAAAGUAAAGAUGAACUAUAUAAUUCAUCAACAUCAUUUUCAUCAUCUUCAUCUCCAUCAUUCUCCACAUUCAAUCAUAAUGAAUCUGGAAUAUCAUUUAUAUUGCAAACAAAUUCAAAUCUUCAUAGUAAAUACUUAAAUCGUUUAUCAAACAGAACUUCUACAAUAAGUGAUUCAUUCAAUUUUAUAGAUUCAGCAUUAGAUAUUAAAUCUUUAUCAAAUAUAAAUCAAAAUAUUAAUCAAACAAGAAUAUCAAAAUUUCCUGGAACUGAAUUAAUGACAAAAAUCCCAUGUAAUGAUACAAGUACAAUAUAUGGUCAUAUUGAACAAGAUUGUCUAUUGAAUAAUGAACCUGUAUUUAAUAAAGAUAGAUUCCAGUCAAAUAAUGAUUUAUCUAGAACAUAUAUGUCAUAUUUUACACCUUCUUCGUCUUCUUCUUCUUCUUCACCCCCUUUUCAAUCGUCUCAUUUAACAACUAAUCUAUCAGAAGUUACUACAGAUAUUGUUAAAUUUCCAUUUUAUUUAAUGUCUGAAAAAGCAAACAAUUCAUACUAUACACAAACAUAUACUAAUUUAGAUUUGAAUGAAACAGAUUUUAUAACAACAGAAUUUUUUUCUAGAUCAUUACCAGAUAGAAUUAAUAUACAUCGAAAUGAAAUAAAUGAUGAAGAGAAUAGUACAAAUAAUAUUUCAUCAAAUCAUUGUAGAGAUACACCAGAAUUUCCAACACAAUAUUCAUUAAUCUGA
This is a messenger RNA of Schistosoma rodhaini, 4404 nucleotides long. Lineage: Eukaryota; Metazoa; Platyhelminthes; Trematoda; Strigeidida; Schistosomatidae. The record is from the annotation of a GenBank genome assembly.